Molecule: messenger RNA, 429 nt
Organism: Tinamus guttatus (white-throated tinamou)
Lineage: Eukaryota; Metazoa; Chordata; Aves; Tinamiformes; Tinamidae
Gene: ENY2
Product: ENY2 transcription and export complex 2 subunit
Biological process (GO): mRNA export from nucleus; positive regulation of DNA-templated transcription
Cellular component (GO): nuclear pore; SAGA complex
Molecular function (GO): transcription coactivator activity
Source: RefSeq, a predicted model, not a curated record
CUGCUUCCUAUAGAUCCGUGGAAACCUAGGCUUGCAAAAUGAAUAAAGAUGCCCAGAUGAGAGCGACCAUUAACCAGAAGCUGAUAGAAACUGGAGAGCGAGAGCGCCUUAAAGAGUUGCUGAGAGCCAAGUUAAUUGAAUGUGGCUGGAAGGAUCAGUUGAAGGCACAUUGCAAAGAUGUGAUUAAAGAAAAAGGAUUAGAGCAUGUUACUGUGGAUGAUUUGGUGGCAGAAAUCACCCCCAAAGGCAGAGCCUUGGUACCGGACAGCGUAAAGAAAGAACUCUUACAAAGAAUAAGAACCUUCCUUGCUCAGCAUGCCAGUCUUUAACUUCGACAUUGUCUUGGAUACAUUUUUGUUUUUUUUCUGUAUUGCAUCAUUCAGGCAGAAUUGCAGGAUUGGAAUGCACUUCCCAUACUGAAUGGUUGAA